Messenger RNA from Macadamia integrifolia, 2864 nucleotides. Its product is annotated as mediator of RNA polymerase II transcription subunit 12-like. The transcript is spliced from 2 exons. Lineage: Eukaryota; Viridiplantae; Streptophyta; Magnoliopsida; Proteales; Proteaceae. The coding region runs from base 183 to 2543 and encodes 786 amino acids. The record is from RefSeq and is a predicted model, not a curated record. Gene Ontology annotation, molecular function: zinc ion binding; nucleic acid binding.
CCUAUUCAGUUAAUCAAAAGAUUCACAACCACUUUCGUUUGGUUUUAGGUUUCUUUUUCCUUUCUUCUAAUCCGGAAAAACAGAGGACAAGGUUCGGGGAAGAGGAGAACGUGAAGAAACCCUACGCCUUCUUGAUCCUCAUUGCAGGGUGGAGGUGGAAAAUCGCAGAAGAAACAGGAAUCAUGGAUCUCUCAUCACUCACAGAGGCGCAACAACAGCAACUCCAACAGCUCCAUCAACAGUUUCAGCAGCAUCAGCUUCAACAACAGCAACAGCAACAGCAACAAGAACAACAACUCGCGGAACAACAGCAACAACAACAAGAUUUGUCCUCUCAAUACUACGAUCCAUCUCAAGUUCAAGCGUAUGAUCAAUCAAGCCAAGCUUAUUACUCUUAUCAUCAGUACCAGCAACAAUCACAGCAACAGCACUACGCUGCUGAAUAUUAUCCAGAUUACACCAAUACUUAUCAACCACAACCGCAACAAUCUCAGCAGGAAUCGGCAGCAAUCCAUCCUCCUGGCGUUUCGAUACAGUCCGAAGCAUCGCAAAUCUUGGCAGCGGCGCAGGGUCAGGGACAGGGCCAGUUUCAAGCACAAGGACAAGUGCAAGCACAGGGGCAGCAUCAGCAGAAUGCUUAUUACCAUCAAGGGGUUGGCGAGCAACAGCAGCCGUUACAGCAGCAACAGCAACAGCAACAGCCGCAACAGCCUCAACAACAGAACUCUUCGUAUCCGGUUCCCGCAGGAUUGAACCCAGCGGCUGCAGCAGCGGUGGCUGCCUUGUCACAAUUGACGCAAUUUGCCGGGACAAUGGAUGCAGCGGAAAGAGCGAUGGCCGGAUUGCAGGAGCGGCAAUGGCACCCCAAUGGGGGUUAUGCACCAGUUCCGAUGCCGAUGCCAAUGCAGGGUCCGAUGCCACACGGACCAUUUCCUAUGCGACCUGCGAAGACUUCUGCGCAGGUUGGGAGAUCUCCCUACAGGGGUGGUGGCAGAAGAGGUGGUGGACCAUUCAGAGGUGGUGGCCGAGGUAACUUUGGCCGCAGGAACUCCAGACCAGAUGACUCAGGCCCGCAAUUCCGUGGGAGGGGACGCAUGGGAAGGGGUGGUGGUAGGCGUUACCCACCACAUGUUGCAUCAUCUACUUCUCAUCCAGCUGCUACGUUGGACCAGGAGGCUGCAGCAUCAGCAGAAGAUGAGGGAGUAGCAUCAGCAGAAGGUGAGGGAGCACCAUCAGCUGUAGGUCAAGGAGAGACCUCACAGGUUCAAGGGCUGCUAACAUCAGUUCCAGCUCCAGGACAGGCAGCUUCUACCCGGCGUCCUGUACAGAUUGCAUGGUGUGAACUCUGUAGGGUUGACUGUACCAGUUUGGAGAUCCUUGAGCAGCACAAGAAUGGAAAGCGGCAUAAGAAGAACUUGCAGAGAUUUGAAGAGUUGCAGAAUGCUAGAAAAAAAAUACCCAUGAUACAAACUGAACAGAAGCCUGUCUCUGCAACAAAGAAUGAGGAAAAACCUGAACCAGCAUUGCCAAGUGAGGCAAAACCUGUGGCUGAAUUACAGAAUGAUAAAAAACUGGCAGAAGAAACAGAAAAUGACCCAGUACCUGUCCCUGAAACCAAGUCAGAAAUUACAACGCAGCUUGAAAAUGUACAGGGGACUGAUGAGAACAAGUCAAUUGCUGACAAUUUACAUACUGAAGUUCCUUCUGCCGAAAAUAAAAAGGACACCGAGCUGCCAAAUAAUUCUGAAGGGCAGUCUGAGACUACAAAGGUAGAACAGACAGAAGCACCAGCAAGGAAGUCAAGGAUGGAUUGGCUUGACUCUAGGAGGCGUGGUACGAAGCGGAAGAUGAGGGGGGGACGGGGGGGUAAGCGUAUGAGGAUGUUUGAAUCACCAAGGAUGCCAGUUGAGCCUCCAAAACCCAAAGAGGUGGUGCCCUUGAUUUGUGACUUGUGCAAUGUCAAGUGUGACACACAGGCUGUUUUUGAUUGUCAUUUGGCUGGUAGAAAGCAUAUUUCUAAGCUUAAGCGUUUUCAAGGCCACCAAGCUAUGUAUGGGCCAGUGGGGCUACAGGCUCUUUACCCGCCUAAUCCUAGUGUCCAGCCAACUUUUUUCGGCCCUCAAGGCAAUCCACCAGGAUAUUAUGAUCCUCAGGGAUCCUUCCCCCAGUUGGGAGGUUAUGGGUUUCCUCAAGCUCACCAAGCAACAGCAGCAGCCGCUGGUCAAGCUCAUCAAGCAGCAACAACAGCAGGUGGCUCAGAAUUGCAAGUUCAACGAUCCGAGCCCCAAGUCAUGCUUGAACCUGGAAUGCAGAAUGCUGAUGCAGUGGAACCCGAGGGUCAAAAGGAGACUUAUGCAGUGAAGGCAGAAGAACAAGCAGCCAUUUCUGUGGGGAGCAAAUCUGAAGACAGUAUUUCAGUUUCUGAAGGAAAGGAGUUGGCCCCUGCCCUGGAUAACUCAGUUGUGCCUCCAUCAAUGAAUGCUGUUAUGGAAGCUGACAAAGUUCUUCCGGCAACCGAUAAUUCUGGUUCUGCCCCAGUGUAAUCUUUUUUUGGGACUUCAUAUCAAAAUGGAUGACCAUGGUUCUCAGAAGAGGAACCAACCGCAUGAGUGGGUACUGCGCAUUUUCCAUUAUCCAUGCAACUUAAUGUUACUGUUUCUAAUCUAUGGUUGGUUGCCUUAGGAGGAAGAGUUUUACAGAUUCUGGUUUAUGCAAUUUUUGUUCAAGACUUCCCAUGGUACCUGGAAAUUCAUUAGACACGUCAAGGUCACCAUCUAUUAGGGGACAACUGACCUCUUAUUUUUUGUUUAUCAAGGUUCACUUUUUUGUUAUAAAUUACUUAAGGCUUCACUCUUGUUUAGUAA